Molecule: messenger RNA, 693 nt
Organism: Trachymyrmex cornetzi
Lineage: Eukaryota; Metazoa; Arthropoda; Insecta; Hymenoptera; Formicidae
Product: putative nuclease HARBI1
Exons: 5
Coding region: 1-693 (230 amino acids)
Source: RefSeq, a predicted model, not a curated record
AUGUCUAAAUUUAAUGCCAUAUAUGCCUCAAGGAAGGAAAUCGACAGCAAUUUCCUCAGAGUUAAAGGUACAAUAGGCGCUAUCGAUGGUACCCAUAUAGCAAUUUGGCCACCAAAUAAAGAGCGGGAGCAUUUGUAUAUAAAUCGAAAGUUAUAUCACUCAUUAAAUGUUUUGAUAGUUAGUGAUUUUAAUGGAAAGAUACUAUUCGUAAAUAGUGGACAUGGAGGAAGAACUCACGAUGCACGUGUCUGGAAUGGUUCUAUCCUUUCAGUGCAUUUAGAACAAUUUCAGGAUGGACGAAUAAAUACUUGGCUAUUAGGAGAUUCCGGAUAUUCUUUGCUGCCAUACUUAUUAACGCCAAAACUAAGGCAACCAGAAGGAUCACCUUCAGCUCGUUAUACUAAUUCUCAUGUAGUUGCUCGGUCAAGUAUAGAACGAACUAUUGGAAUGUUAAAAGGACAGUGGAGGUGCCUAAGAAAAGAGAGAGCAUUGCAUUAUUCUCCAGAAUUUUCUGCUCUUAUUGUUAACUCUUGCUGCGUUCUUUAUAAUAUGGCGAAAUUUUAUAAUGUGCCACAGCCUGAAAUAUAUUAUGACGAAUUAGAUACAGAGGACAGAAAUAUCGCAAUGAAUGGUAUAAGAAUUGAAAAUGGUAAUGAAGUACGAGAACGUGUCAUUCAACAGUAUUUUAAUUAA